AGUUGGAUGAAUAUUUACAUGCACUGCGCAAUAAAUCGAGGAAAAGCGUUUAUUAACAACCAUAAACAUAUACAUUUUUGGCACUUGCUGCUGCAGUCAAAACAAAACAACAACAAAAGCACGUGCAACGUGCAUCGUUAGCUGCAAGCAAAUCGGCAGCAAAUUUCCUUUCAGCGAAGACAGAUAUAAUAUUAAAAGCGCAUCAGGAUGGGUAUGGUACAGAAGCGCAAGAAGAUGCACUAUGGCGACACGCAUCUGCAACGUCGCUGGCGUGUACGGAAUCGUCGCCGGGAUCUGGACCAGAUCGAUGACGAUAUGCGAACGCAGAGCGCCGAGCUAAUUAAUCAGAAUGUGGAUCUAGAUAAGCCGGGAUUUGCGCAAUUCUAUUGUGUGCACUGUGCCAAGUACUUCAUUGAUGACACUGCGCUGCAAUCACAUUUCCACACCAAGGUGCACAAGCGCCGACUCAAGGCGCUCGAGUUGGAGCCGUACAGCAUCGAGGAGUCGGAACGGGCCGUUGGUCGCGGCAGCUACCAGAAGGCCAAGAAGCGAGUCAUCGAGACGCAGCCGAGCAAGGAUGAGGUCAAGGCGGGCAAACGGAUCAAAGUGGAGGAUAAGGACACAGAAGAGCCCACGACAUCAGCAAAAGUGACACGAAAGAGACCCAACAAAAUGGAGACCUAAAUCUUACAUUUUAUAGAUUAAUACAUUUUUUUCUUCUAUUAUCAUACAGUAUCUCACAGCUUAUUUCGGCAGUGUCUGGCAAAAAUUUUAAAGUGCUAUAAAGUUUAAACAAAGAAACAAACGCAAAAUGUUUAAAUGUCAAUUUGUUUUAUGUUAUAUCACGUUUGAA
Molecule: messenger RNA, 853 nt
Organism: Drosophila grimshawi
Lineage: Eukaryota; Metazoa; Arthropoda; Insecta; Diptera; Drosophilidae
Product: zinc finger protein 593 homolog
Exons: 2
Coding region: 208-684 (158 amino acids)
Molecular function (GO): zinc ion binding; nucleic acid binding
Source: RefSeq, a predicted model, not a curated record